Diachasmimorpha longicaudata is the source of this 1445-nucleotide messenger RNA. RefSeq names its product mitogen-activated protein kinase 1 (gene rl). The coding region runs from base 36 to 1130 and encodes 364 amino acids. Gene Ontology annotation, molecular function: MAP kinase activity; ATP binding. NCBI's taxonomy places the organism in Eukaryota, Metazoa, Arthropoda, Insecta, Hymenoptera, Braconidae. The transcript has 6 exons. The record is from RefSeq and is a predicted model, not a curated record. Gene Ontology annotation, cellular component: nucleus; cytoplasm. Gene Ontology annotation, biological process: intracellular signal transduction; protein phosphorylation.
GUCUCAACAAACUCUUCAUCUCCUCAGUUGUCAAAAUGGCGGGCGAAGGAUCAGCAAGUGUUAAUCCAAAUGCAGAAAUUGUGCGUGGACAAGUGUUUGAAGUUGGUCCGAGGUACACUAAUCUCGCCUACAUGGGGGAAGGUGCCUACGGAAUGGUUGUAUCCGCUUACGAUAAUGUGACGAAGACGAAAGUAGCUAUUAAGAAAAUUUCGCCGUUCGAGCACCAGACGUACAGCCAAAGGACUCUGAGGGAAAUCAAAAUACUCACGAGGUUUAAACACGAAAAUAUCAUAGAUAUAAGGGAUAUCCUCCGGGCGCCAACAAUAGACCAAAUGAAGGACGUCUACAUCGUCCAAUGUCUGAUGGAGACAGACUUGUACAAAUUGCUGAAGACCCAGGGGAUAAGCAAUGAUCACAUAUGUUACUUCCUUUACCAAAUACUGCGAGGAUUGAAGUACAUACAUUCGGCUAAUGUACUCCACAGAGACUUAAAACCGAGUAAUUUACUGUUGAAUACCACUUGUGACCUUAAAAUAUGUGACUUUGGCCUUGCCAGAAUCGCUGAUCCCGAUCACAAUCACGCUGGCUUCUUGACUGAGUACGUCGCGACGAGGUGGUACAGAGCUCCUGAGAUUAUGUUGAAUUCCAAGGGAUACACAAAGUCAAUCGACAUUUGGUCAGUCGGCUGCAUUCUCGCCGAGAUGCUGUCAAGACGAGCAAUAUUCCCUGGCAAACAUUACUUAGACCAGUUAAAUCACAUUCUUGGAGUUCUCGGGUCGCCUUCACCCGAGGACCUUGAGUGCAUCAUAAAUGAGAAGGCACGUAGUUACCUCCAGUCAUUGCCGUACAAACCCAAGGUGCCAUGGACCUGUCUCUUUCCAAAUGCUGAUCCACGCGCACUCGAUUUACUCGAUAAAAUGCUGACAUUCAAUCCCAAUAAACGCAUUGUCGUAGAGGAUGCACUGGCGCAUCCGUAUCUUGAACAGUAUUAUGAUCCUGCUGAUGAGCCCGUGGCAGAGGAACCCUUCACAUUCGACAUGGAGCUGGACGAUCUUCCAAAAGAAGCACUGAAACAGUUGAUAUUUGAUGAGACAACUCAGUUCGCACGAAACCAAGAGAAUGCCAUGUAGUCGUACAUGCCAAUCACAUAACUGACGUGUAUCUACGACUCAGACACACCAAAGCGCAGAAUUGAUGAUCAACCCGCCCCAAAUAAGAGAAUCAAGGUUUAUCAUUAAUCAACUUCGCCGAAACGAUGAUACCACAAAGUUUAUUGAAAUGAAUUUUUAAAUGUUCCAAAAUUACUCUUGGACAGCUGUUGUGCGUGUGUGUAGGGGGGAGGCUUUCCAAUUUUCCACCUCAAGCUGAUGAUUUAUUUUCAAAAUUCUGUGAAGAGGAGACAGAUGGAGGAAUAGAGAAAAUAACACUGGAGGACGAUAUAUAUA